Molecule: messenger RNA, 3279 nt
Organism: Torulaspora globosa
Lineage: Eukaryota; Fungi; Ascomycota; Saccharomycetes; Saccharomycetales; Saccharomycetaceae
Exons: 1
Coding region: 1-3279 (1092 amino acids)
Biological process (GO): calcium ion transmembrane transport; intracellular calcium ion homeostasis
Cellular component (GO): plasma membrane
Molecular function (GO): P-type calcium transporter activity; ATP hydrolysis activity; ATP binding
Source: RefSeq, a predicted model, not a curated record
AUGGACAGGAACAGAAGCAGCAAUAAUAGCUCUUCGAUAGAUUUUGAAUUUACAGAUUUUCAUACGCUCACGGCGGCUGAAGCCGCCGAAAAACUCGCGACAGACCUAGACAAAGGUCUUUCGGGGACGGAGUUUGAACACCGAGUCAAGGAAAUUGGUGAGAAUUCGCUGGGCGAUGAUGCCAAAAUUGAUUACAAGGCGAUGGCGAUCCAUCAGAUUUGUAACGCGAUGAUCUUGGUGCUGAUCAUCUCGAUGAUUAUCGCAUUCGCGAUCCGGGACUGGAUCACCGGCGGCGUGAUUGCAUUUGUGGUUGGGAUCAAUGUGGUCAUCGGUAUCUACCAGGAAUGUAAGGCCUCCAAGACCAUGAACUCGCUGAAAACACUGAGCUCGGCUACUGCGCAUAUUCUUCGUGAUGGUAGAUCCGAGAAUGUGGGCUCGAAGGGCGUCGUGCCUGGUGAUAUAUGUCUGGUCAAGGUCGGAGACACCAUUCCAGCAGAUCUACGGUUGAUCAGCUCGAGCAACUUUGAGACGGACGAAGCGUUACUCACUGGAGAAUCGCUGUCCGUUGUCAAGGAUCCGGAUGCAGUGUACAGUUUGGAGGAGGACACUCCGAUCGGCGAUCGGCUGAAUUUGGCGUUUUCGUCGUCGACCGUGGUGAAAGGUAGGGCCCAAGGUGUAGUGAUCAAGACAGGUCUCAACACUGAGAUUGGUAAGAUUGCGCAGUCCCUGAGAGGGGCUGAGGGGCUUAUCUCGAGAGACCCGGCAAAGAGUUUUUUCCAGAAUGCGUGGAUUUCCACCAAACGUACCUGCGGUGCAUUCCUAGGGACCACGAUUGGUACCCCUUUGCACCGUAAGCUGUCCAAAUUGGCCAUUCUGUUGUUCGGGAUAGCAGUGGUGUUUGCCAUUAUUGUCAUGGCUUCGCAAAAGUUCAAUGUGGACCGCGAUGUGGCCGUGUAUGCGAUUUGCGUUGCUUUGUCGAUGAUUCCUUCCUCUUUGGUGGUGGUUCUCACGAUCACGAUGUCUGUGGGGGCUGCGGUUAUGGUCUCUAGAAAUGUCAUCAUCAGAAAGCUGGACUCCCUGGAGGCAUUGGGGGCCGUUAACGACAUUUGCUCCGAUAAGACAGGCACUUUGACCCAGGGUAGAAUGCUGACCAGACAAAUCUGGGUUCCAAAGUUUGGUACUAUCACGGUAAACAACUCUAACGAGCCCUUCAAUCCUUUUGCUGGUGAACUCAAUGUGAUCCCACGUCUGUCACCAUAUGAAUACGUGCAUAACGAAACCGAGGAUGUUGGAUUCUUGGAAAACUUCAAAAAUAGAUAUUACAGCAAUGACCUGCCUCCCGACAUGGCUACAGGUCUCUUUACGCAGUGGCUCGAGACAGCCGCAUUGGCAAAUAUCGCUACCGUAUUCCAGGAUCCAGAGACUCAGCAAUGGAAGGCCCAUGGCGAUCCGACCGAGAUCGCUAUUCAGGUCUUCGCCAGGAAGAUGGAGAUGCCUCGUUCUUCACUUACUGGAGAGUCCAUCUCUUCUUCAGAUGGCAGCAAUUAUAGUUGUGAUGAAAAGGUUGACACCGGUGCCAAGUUCGCCCAGGCAGCUGAGUUUCCCUUCGAUUCCACGAUCAAGAGAAUGUCUGCUGUCUACGAGAAUAGGACCGACAACUCGCAAACGGUUUUCACAAAGGGAGCGUUUGAAAGUGUUUUAGACUGUUGUAAAUAUUGGUAUGGCGGUGCGGGCGAUGACGAAAUGACCUCGCUAGGCGAUAAAGACAUCGAAAUAAUCAAGAAAAACAUUGACACUCUUUCCUCCGAAGGUUUGAGAGUGCUUGCAUUUGCAAAGAAGAUCAUUCCUCGAGAUGCUGUGAAUGAAGAUGUGAAAACUAAUUUGGCCACUAAUAGAAGCUUCGUCGAGUCUGAGUUAUGUUUCCUAGGUUUAAUAGGUAUCUAUGACCCUCCAAGGAAUGAAACAGCUGGAGCGGUCAAGAGAUUCCACAAUGCAGGUAUCAAUGUUCGUAUGUUGACUGGUGACUUCCCUGGAACUGCAAAGGCUAUUGCUCAAGAAGUGGGCAUCUUACCCACUAAUUUGUACCACUACCCAAAGGAAGUUGUCGAUAUCAUGGUUAUGACCGGUACUCAGUUCGACCAGCUCUCGGAAGAGGAAAUUGACGACUUGCCCGUUCUUCCCCUGGUCAUUGCCCGUUGUUCUCCACAGACCAAGGUUCGUAUGAUUGAAGCUUUGCAUCGUCGUGACAAGUUCUGUGCUAUGACCGGUGAUGGUGUGAAUGAUUCUCCUUCGCUGAAGAUGGCCAAUGUAGGUAUCGCAAUGGGUAUCAAUGGUUCAGAUGUCGCCAAGGACGCUUCAGACAUUAUCUUAAGUGACGACAAUUUCGCCUCGAUCCUGAAUGCCGUCGAAGAAGGUAGAAGAAUGAACGACAACAUUCAAAAGUUCGUCCUACAGCUGUUGGCCGAAAAUGUCGCUCAAGCACUCUAUUUGAUUAUCGGUUUGGUUUUCCGUGAUGAGAAUAACAGAUCUGUCUUUCCUCUAUCUCCUGUCGAAGUGUUAUGGAUCAUUGUAUUUACUUCCUGUUUUCCAGCGAUGGGUCUUGGUUUGGAAAAAGCUGCCCCUGAUCUCAUGGAUAGACCUCCAAAUGAUUCUAGGCAUGGUAUCUUCACUUGGGAAUGCAUUAUCGAUAUGUUCGCCUAUGGUUUUAUCAUGGCGGGCUGUUGUAUGGGAGCUUUCACAUCGAUCAUUUAUGGCAAGGAGGGCGGCAACCUUGGCUCUAACUGUGAUAAACAUGACAGUGCGUCAUGUCAUGGUGUCUUCAGAGCACGGUCAGCCACAUUCGCUACCAUGACUUGGUGUGCAUUAAUUCUUGCUUGGGAAGUCGUUGAUAUGAGAAGAUCAUUCUUCAAGAUGCAACCGGAGACUGACACGCCCUACACGCAAUUUUUUAAGGACAUUUGGUCCAAUAAGUUCCUAUUCUUCUCGAUCAUCAUUGCAUUUGCUACGGCUUUCCCAGUCGUAUACAUCCCCGUCAUAAACACGAGAGUUUUCCUACACGGCCCUAUUACCUACGAGUGGGGUAUUGCAUUUGGUUUUACUAUUGCCUUUUGUGCCGGUGCGGAGCUUUACAAGUAUUUCAAGAGAUUAUAUUUCAAGAACAAAGGUAAAGCUGAGAAUCCGGAGAACGAUUUGGAGAAGAAGUCGGGACAUGACCCAUUUGAGGCCUACAGCACAAGCACUACGAUGCAAACGGAAAUCAAUUUGCGUGGCAAAUAUUGA